AUGUCGAUCAAAUUCGAGGAUUAUGAUGACUACGGGCUCGUUCAUAGCGAGGAUAGUUUGUCUGCCGUUAAUCAUAGCGAGGCAACGGUGUUUCUGCCGAAUGAGGCCAAUGGCGCGUCGUCAUCCCCCGUUUUUCGGAUUCGAGAGGAACCAGACGUGAAGUUUCGCGGGAAUGAUUGCAGUUUUCCGCUUCAAGGAUGUGAUUAUGACGUUAAUCAACUACUUGAUGUACACUCGGCCUCCAUGAAAGAACAAGCUUACGCAUUGCUGCAAAAUGAGGACCUUUCUCUCAUCACACUAGGCGAAGUUGUUGCAAACCACGACUGUAGUUCUGAAUACCAGGAGUUGUUCUCGAACAAGUUGAAAGAGGUCCGCUUGGAUCUGAUAGAGGCAAGAGCGCUUCAGUUAGCCUCUUCACAACUACCAUCUUCCUCCGAUCCGCUCGUCUCUCAAUUGUCUGCUAUCGUACAGAACCAGUCGAAUCUCAUCACCGGUUUGAGUUUUGUGAUAAAUGCGCUGCUUAUCAACCAACAAGAGCUGCGACAAGAAUUACAUCGUGCUAAUAAUCGCAUAAUAAAGCCAGCGGAGAGACUUCCGGAAAAUGCUCGCCUUCACGGGAGUAAUCUUACGAGACAGUGGAUCGUCCCUGCUUUACCACCUUUCAAGCGCGUCAAUUUGAACGAUCUUCUGGAUAAAUGGAAGCGGUCGCCACGCUCACGCGAAGAUGACCAUUUAGUGCACUGUAUUGACUUCCUGCGUAAUUACCUCAUACGUGCGUGCGAGCCCGUUGAGCGAAUCCAAACCUAUGCGUGCAGACAAACAGGGAAAUGCGGGAAGCACGAAAGGCUCUUGGAUGUUCCUGAAGAAAUAGUCGAUAUUCUCAUAAACUGUUUGCUGGACGGUUUCGGUUUGGGACAUCCAGAGCUAUCCAUGACAGCUGAUCAGCUUAUCGCUCGACCCACUCGCUAUUGGAAAGAGCUAGGACCAAUAGAUGCGAUUCGCACAGUUGCCCUUGAAGAACGAAGGAAGGCUCGAGUAGAGUGGGGACCUCAAAUUCGUGCCUCUCUUGGGAAAGCUUUAGCGGACGUACGUGCUUACGUCAUGAAGCAAGAUCGUCUCGUACCGCCUCAGAAACGGAAGGCAUUGGAACCAUUGGGUGAAGCAAAAUCCCAAGCACCGGUUCGGCAGCCAGAGCAACCGCAGGCCUCGCCUCCAGUUCGUGAGAACAAUGCCUGA
Necator americanus (New World hookworm) is the source of this 1236-nucleotide messenger RNA. RefSeq lists its product as uncharacterized. The record is from RefSeq and is a predicted model, not a curated record. Bases 1 to 1236 code for a protein of 411 amino acids. Lineage: Eukaryota; Metazoa; Nematoda; Chromadorea; Rhabditida; Ancylostomatidae. The transcript has 11 exons.